Molecule: messenger RNA, 5450 nt
Organism: Monodelphis domestica (gray short-tailed opossum)
Lineage: Eukaryota; Metazoa; Chordata; Mammalia; Didelphimorphia; Didelphidae
Gene: PTPN3
Product: protein tyrosine phosphatase non-receptor type 3
Biological process (GO): protein dephosphorylation
Cellular component (GO): cytoplasmic side of plasma membrane; cytoplasm; cytoskeleton
Molecular function (GO): protein tyrosine phosphatase activity; cytoskeletal protein binding
Source: RefSeq, a predicted model, not a curated record
GCGAGAGAUUGGCAGGUUGGUGGUGGGAUGCUGGGUGCUUUGCUUCGGGAUCCCGAUUCUGAGGACUUGGGAUAGUGUUGGGGGCUUUAAAUAGAUGUGGAUUCCCCCCCCCCCCCCCCCCAAUAACCAAGAUGCGUUCCCCCAGGGGAGCGUUUCUGGGCUCAGUCCAAGGUCUAAGGUGCUUUGGGCAUAGAAACAAGCCCAUUGCUUUGAAAAGCAGUUCCCUGACGAUGGCCCUGGACUAACAAAAGGGUGCAAACCUCUUUGUUUCUGGGAGCUGGAGUGGGGGGCGACGGGUGGGGAGCUAUAGAUGCAUACCGCCUUCCCCUAUUGGAAUCGGAGCAAAAGAAAGGGGGAGGGAAGCCAGGCUUUCCAUUUAUGUCUGUCACGCCCCUCCUUCCCGACUCUCUUUCCCAGGCUCUUUCCAAACCCCUAUCUGCUGGAGAGAGGUUGGAGUCGGUGGCGUGGGCCCCACACCCCCUCCUCCAGGCCCUCCCCUCCCCUCGGUGGCUGCGAAAACUGGGAGAAGUGGAGCGGGAUAGCGUGCGAUGCCUACUCGGUCACUCGCGGUGGCACUGAGCAUGCUCAGGAGCCUGGGCAGGUUCGGGCUGUAAGUAGGAAGCCUUUGGCGUUCCUGGGACACCCUCCCCACCUGGGCCGCCUGCUGCUCCCGGAUGGUCCAGGCUAUUCAACAAUAGUUAUGAACUCCCGGCUACGUGCUUUGGGUGGGAGAAUAAAUAAUAUACGAGUCUCAGAACUGCCAAAAGAGAAGACACGAUCAGAAAUCGUCUGUAAUCUCCACUUCUUAGAUGGCUUGGUACAGACAUUCAAAGUUAAUAAACAAGAUACUGGUCAAGUUCUCUUGGAUAUGGCUUUUAAUCACUUGGGUAUAACAGAAAAAGAAUAUUUUGGUUUGCAACAUGGUGAAGAUGCAAUGGAUUCUCCUAGAUGGCUUGAAUCCAGCAAACCAAUCCGAAAACAACUCAAAGGACCUUUCCCAUGUACCUUGAAUUUUCGAGUAAGAUUUUUUAUACCUGAUCCCAACACAUUGCAGCAAGAACAAACAAGGCACUUAUACUUCUUGCAGCUGAAGAUGGAUAUUCUCGAAGGAAGGUUAAUCUGCCCUCUUAAUUCUGCAGUUGUUCUCGCAUCAUAUGCAGUACAAUCUCACUUUGGAGACCAUAACUCUUCACUGCAUCUUUCAGGAUAUCUUUCCGAUAGCCAGUUUAUACCAGAUCAGAAUAACGACUUUGUAACCAAAGUAGAGACACUGCAUGAACAGCACAGUGGCCUCAAGCAAUCUGAAGCAGAAUCUUGCUUUAUUAACAUUGCCCGAACACUAGAAUUUUAUGGAGUGGAAUUGCACAGUGGUAGAGAUCUGCAUAAUUUAGAUCUGAUGAUUGGAGUUGCUGAGGGUGGCAUUGCCGUCUACCGCAAACAUAUUUGCACAAGUUUCUAUCCUUGGGUGAACAUUCUAAAAAUUUCCUUCAAAAGAAAAAAGUUUUUUAUACAGCAACACCAAAAGCAUAAUGAAGCCAGAGAGCACAUCAUUGCCUUCAAUAUGCUAAGUUACAGAUCUUGUAAAAAUUUAUGGAAAUCCUGUGUGGACCACCAUACAUUUUUUCAAGCAAAGAAAACAAUACCUCGUGAAAGAAAUAUCCUGGCCCAAUACUGGACGUUAGGUUCUAAAAAUCCUAAAAAGUCUUUAAACAACCAGUACUGCAAGAAAGUGAUAGGUGGGAUGGUAUGGAACCCAACAAAGAGAAGAUCUUUAUCAGUAGAACAUUUAGAAACCAAAAGUCUUCCUUCUCGAUCUCCUCCUAUUACUCCCAACUGGCGAAGUCCUAGGCUACGUCAUGAAAUUAGAAAACCACGGCAUUCAUCUGCAGAUAACCUUGCAAGUGAAACGACCUACCUUACAGAAACAGAAGAUGUAUUUUAUACCUACAAGGUCUCUCCAUCCUCAAAAGACAGCGAUUCAGAAUAUUCACAGAACCGAAGUCCACAGAGACAGAAUACAUUGGAAGACAGCCCAAACUCUCAGACCCAGACAUCAUCCAGUUCCUUAUCUCAGUUUUUAAAUGCUCCAGGCUGCUGUUCCCUCGAUGGAGUAGACCAUCAACUUUUAGACAGCUAUACCAGUGUUAGUAAAAGCUGCUUCACAGAAGAUUCCAAUCAGUACUACUGUGAUAAGAAUGAAGAUGGUGAUGGUUAUCUACUCCUGGUGUGUAUUACUCCAGAUGAAGAUGGAAAAUUUGGAUUUAAUCUUAAGGGUGGUGUUGAUCAGAAAAUGCCUCUUGUGGUGUCAAGAAUCAGCCCAGAGUCACCGGCUGAUAAAUGCAUUCCUAAGCUGAAUGAAGGGGAUCAAAUAGUACUAAUAAAUGGCAGAGACAUCUCAGAGCACACCCAUGAUCAAGUGGUGAUGUUUAUCAAAGCAAGCCGGGAGUCGCACACAAGAGAACUGGCACUAUUGAUCAGGAGGAAAGUUGUCCAUUCAUUUGCUGAAGUCAAGUCAGAAGAUGAAAUAAAUUGUCAACUUUUCCAAGAUUCCAUUCUCCCUAUGAAUUUAAAGUAUGACAACACCUUAGAAGAAUCUAUAGAACAACUAAAAGAAGGCAUAGAAAGUGGGACCGUGCUCAUUCAAUUUGAGCAACUCUACAGAAAGAAGCCAGGUUUGGCCAUCACAUAUGCAAAACUGUCUCAAAAUUUAGACAAAAAUCGCUACAAAGAUGUACUGCCUUAUGAUUGCACUCGGAUAUUACUGCAGGGAAAUGAAGAUUAUAUUAAUGCAAGUUAUGUGAAUAUGGAAAUUCCUUCCACUAAAAUUGUGAACCGCUAUAUUGCCACACAAGGCCCUCUUCCGCAUACCUGUGUGCACUUUUGGCAAGCAGUCUGGGAUCAUAAGUUAUCACUUAUAAUCAUGUUGACGACACUCACAGAACGAGGACGGACCAAAUGUCAUCAGUAUUGGCCCAACCCUCCAGAUGUCGUGGAGUAUGGCAACUUUCGAAUUAAGUGUCAGUCAGAGGAUUGCACCAUUGCCUAUGUUUUUAGAGAAAUGUCGGUCACAAAAAUUGAGACAGGGGAAGAACACAUAGUUACUCAUCUCCAGUAUGUCGCUUGGCCUGAUCAUGGGGUCCCUGAGGAUUCAUCAGACUUUCUGGAAUUUGUAACCUAUAUGAGGGCAUUGAGAAUGGAGAAUGAGCCCAUCUUAGUUCACUGCAGUGCUGGAAUAGGUCGAACUGGUGUGUUGGUCACUAUGGAAACAGCCAUGUGUUUAAUUGAAAGAAGCCAGCCUGUUUAUCCAUUGGAUAUUAUCCGAAAAAUGAGAGAUCAGCGUGCUAUGAUGGUGCAGACAUCAAACCAGUACAAGUUUGUGUGUGAAGCCAUCCUUCGUGUCUACAGAGACGGUCUGGUCCAGCCUCUGGACUCUAGUUAACGCCUCUCUUCAGCGUUUCCAAGAGUACGAGCUUGUGGAGCCGAGCGCGUCUGCCUGGCAUCCGCGAGGUGCCUCCGCAGAGGCUGGCGGGAGAGAACGAGAACCUGGAACUCUGGCACUUUAUUUCCUUAAAAAGAAAAUGAGCAUCUUGUAAAUAGGAACCCGUAGCUACGCAUGCCCGCGGCUGUCAUACGGUUCAUCCGCAGACGUAGGGGCCGAAGCUUCAGUGGUCUGCUGCUUGGCUCGGAGGGAAGGGAAGGAACCCGGGGGGCUCGUGGCCUCUGUCUUAAGUGGCCUUCACAGGACUUUCCGGUAGGCAGCCGUCCUGACCCGAGUAGCCAUCUUUUUGCUGAGGAUUCAGAAUCGAAGUAGCAUUGGUUAUUUUAGGCUUAUCAGGUAUCUUGUUUGAGAAAAAAGUACUCCAGGCUAAGCUUUUUUAGGACUCCUAGAAAGAGUCGCAGCGAUUAGAGGAUGAACUCUUGCCCGUCGUUCAAAACUGCCUACUUGUCUGUGGAUCUGAGAUCUCGUUGGUCUGGGUACUCCUUCCGGGCAUCCUUACCCUGUUCGUAGUUUUUGUCUGUGUUGGUUUCCUUUAGAGGAUCCUUCCCGAGGCACCAAAAGCCUCCCUCCAGCUUUUUGGUUUUGUUUUGUGUUUUUUAAGCAUUUUGUGAACACCAUCGUCCUCCUCCCUGCCCCCGCUCUUCUGUUCUCCAGUGCUCGAGGGGCCCUCCCCUUUUUCCUGUCCUCCGUCCCCUCGAGGUCCUAUUUCACGCCACUUUUGAUACAUGAUUCGUCAUUGUGAUAUGCUGCAGUCUUCUUCUACUCCACCCUGUUGCUCUUUUUUCCCAUUGCCCCAUGAGGUGCCCGCCAUUUUGCUUCCUCCCACAUCACGGUGUUCCAAGAUUCGCCACCGUAAAACAUUACUGGGAAGAGUAUGCGUGUGAGAAGGAGAGAUUUUUAAGUCACAGGGCAGAAACCCUUGAAAGAAUGCCAGUUCUCACUGGCUCUGCCUUUCUAUACUCUACAUGCAAGGCGCUGAUAGUUCAGCUAAAGAACAAGGCCUACUAUGUCUUCCAUUGUUCAUUUGUUUUAAUGCCUUCAGGUGUUAAGUCAUUCAGAUGUUCCUAUUUUUGAUGAUUGUGUCCCGAGCCUCCCUGCUUGCCUCUCCCUUUAAGUCUCCUCUUUCUGGUUUGUACUUCAAUAUAUAAACCAGGAAACAGUUUUUUUUUCUUUUUUUCUUUUACUUAAAACUCUAAACUUAGAUUCUGCGGCUUCUUAUUCUAAGUUCCUUGAAUUUAUUUAUUAGUUUUAGAUGCAGUUUGUGAGUUAAUACUGUGUCACCUUGUUCCUCUGACUUGUUUACUGUGCAUUCAAAAUCCAGGACUGGAAAUUAUCUACUACUGAACCUACUCAACAUUUUGCUGCUACUUCCAGCUGUUCAACAUGGAGAAAAAGAAACAAAACUAUGCUAUUUGUGUGGGGAUGAUAACGGUGGAAAUGUUCCAUCUUUGGCCUUUCUGAAAAUCAUUUUUUAUCCGCUUGACCACGGGAAACACAAAUACCCUGAGAGAUGUGCCCUUGUGUGUGUGAGUGUGUGUGCGUGUGUCUGUGUGUGUGUUUCAGGGGGCAAUUUGAUAGAAGUUACGGAUGCGUUAUAAAAUCCAGGUUUCUGUACGUACAAAAAACUAUACGCUUUCACCCUUAAUACAACGGUCUCGAUUUCAUUUCAAAGGGGAGGAUCAGACUAUCUGAAUGAUAUAAACACAAUGUCGACGUUAAUUUAUUUGAGCACAUCCUAUGUUUAAUUGUACUAGAGAAUUCUGCCUCUGUUAAUAAUAUUGUUAAAUUUUUAAAAUAUAUGAUAGAAUUAUAACAAAAAGAUUAUUAUUUAAGGAAAGUAAUCUGAAAAUCUUAAUGUGGUAUACAAUGUAGACCUUUAUAUGUAUUGAAAAAGAGGAAGCUAGCCAGUUUCUUAUUGAGAAGUAUGAAUAAAGAUGCUUUCAUACAAUUA